AUGCGCGGCGCAAAUAUGAUCAAGGAGGACGGAGCCGGAAACUCAGCGGAGGAGGAACCAAGCAAACACCUCUCGUACAACGAUGCGCCUGUACAAGCCCUAAAUACCCUACGUUCCGCUAAGCUGUUCCCGGCCCUGUGGUUCGACUGCGGCGAGUUCCGAACGAAAGACGUCCGCUCUCCACGUAACCCGGAGCAUGUCACCGUUGGCGAGAUAUAUUUUAAGCUUCCUAGCUGCUACACACGGGACGUGCUGCUCGGCUUCAAUGAACUCGACGUGAAUAUCCUCCGUCUCAAGGCAGAAGUCCGCAGUGUUGCAGACGACUGCGCCAUCGUCAACAUGACCACGUGGGCGGACACCAAGCACUAUGGGUCCGGAUGCUCAUGGCUGAGCCUGCCCACUGACGACCCCGACAUCCAAUGGGGUUCGUACGACACCAUAAUGGAUCGCUGCGAUGCCAAGUCCCAGCAACAAAUGUCACGCCGGAUUUUCUUCGCCCGCCCAUACGCCGUGCCGCCGAAGGUCGUCGUCUGGCUCAAUGCUGUCGACAGCGGGGCUGGGCGCAACGUACGCGUGACCGUCUGGGCAGACGGCAUCACGUCCGACGGGUUCACAAUCCACCUCGACACAUGGGGCGAUUCGAGCUUGUGUUCAGCGGGAGCGACAUGGCUCGCUCACUCGACCGGGCGCACGGACGUGCGCAGCGGAGCUUUCGACAUCGAGGACGUACGGCCGUCAAGCGCAUCCCACCACAAGAACCGCGGACGCGUCUCGUGGGGCGUCCCCGAGAUGGCAAGGCCGCCACGCGUGUUCACGGCGCUCAGGAUGCUUGAGUUCCAGAAUGGGAAGAACAUUCGCCUCAUCACGAGCACAAGCAGGGUUACCACGACGGGUAUGACCUGGCAUAUGGAUAGCAGGGACGACACGGUGUUUUAUCAGGCAGGAGCUGUCUUCGUCGCUUUCGAUGACAUGGACAGCCAGUAGUCUAAGGACUCUGCACCCUAGUCUCGGC
Molecule: messenger RNA, 1012 nt
Organism: Phanerochaete carnosa HHB-10118-sp
Lineage: Eukaryota; Fungi; Basidiomycota; Agaricomycetes; Polyporales; Phanerochaetaceae
Exons: 1
Coding region: 1-984 (327 amino acids)
Biological process (GO): cell-cell adhesion
Cellular component (GO): phagocytic vesicle; cell surface; protein complex involved in cell adhesion
Molecular function (GO): polysaccharide binding; N-acetylgalactosamine binding; oligosaccharide binding
Source: RefSeq, a predicted model, not a curated record